This is a messenger RNA of Geosmithia morbida, 1083 nucleotides long. Its product is annotated as fructose-bisphosphate aldolase, class II. Gene Ontology annotation, molecular function: zinc ion binding; fructose-bisphosphate aldolase activity. The transcript is spliced from 4 exons. NCBI's taxonomy places the organism in Eukaryota, Fungi, Ascomycota, Sordariomycetes, Hypocreales, Bionectriaceae. The record is from RefSeq and is a predicted model, not a curated record. Gene Ontology annotation, cellular component: cytosol. Gene Ontology annotation, biological process: gluconeogenesis; glycolytic process. Bases 1 to 1083 code for a protein of 360 amino acids.
AUGCCUAUCUCUGAUGUCCUCAGCCGCAAGUCCGGCGUCAUCGUCGGCGACGACGUACUCAGGCUGUUCGAGUACGCUCGUGAGAAGCAGUUUGCCAUCCCCGCCAUCAACUGCACUUCUUCUUCUACCGUUGUUGCCUCGCUCGAGGCUGCCCGUGACGCCAAGGCCCCAAUCAUCUUGCAGUUCUCUCAGGGUGGUGCCGCCUACUUCGCUGGCAAGGGCGUUCCCAACGGUGACCAAGCUGCCUCCAUCGCCGGUGCCAUUGCCGGUGCCCACUACGUCCGCUCUAUCGCUCCCACCUACGGCGUUCCCGUCGUCCUCCACACCGACCACUGCGCCAAGAAGCUCCUGCCUUGGCUCGAUGGCAUGCUCGAUGCUGAUGAGGCCUACUUCAAGGCCAACGGCGAGCCCCUCUUCUCCUCGCAUAUGGUUGACCUUUCUGAGGAGCCUGUCGACUUCAACAUCCAGACCACUGCCAAGUACCUCAAGCGCGCUGCUCCCAUGAAGCAAUGGAUUGAGAUGGAGAUUGGUAUCACUGGUGGUGAGGAGGACGGUGUCAACAACGAGGAUGUUGACAACAACUCCCUCUACACCCAGCCCGAGGACAUCCUCAACAUUUACAACACACUCUCGCCCAUCUCCCCCUACUUCUCCAUUGCCGCUGGCUUCGGCAACGUUCAUGGUGUGUACAAACCCGGUAACGUCAAGCUCCACCCCGAGCUCCUCGGUAAGCACCAGGCCCACGUCAAGGCCGCCAUCAAGUCCAAGCUCGAGAAGCCCGUUUUCUUCGUCUUCCAUGGUGGCUCCGGCUCCGGUAAGCAUGAGUACCUCAGCGCCAUCAGCCACGGUGUCGUCAAGGUCAACAUGGACACCGACAUGCAGUUCGCCUACUGCUCCGGUAUCCGUGACUACAUGAUCAACAAGAAGGACUACCUUCUGACUGCCGUUGGAAACCCCGACGGUGCUGACAAGCCCAACAAGAAGUUCUUUGACCCCCGUGUCUGGGUUCGCGAGGGUGAGAAGACCAUGUCUGCCCGUGUCACUGAGGCCCUUAAGGACUUCAACACCGCUGGUCAGGUUUAA